UCCUAUGAGCACAGAUAUAUUGGAAAGAUUAUCCAAAUGGAUGAACUAAGAGUGCUUACGCUCCCAAAUGGUGUGGAAAUUGAAUUUGGACAAAUUAUAGCCCUUGCUGGAGAUUUUUAUGGUUUACCAAAACAACCAAUCAUCGAUCCUUCUAAAGGACAAAACGAAGAAGACUCGGGUCGCCAGCAGCGCUUCAGAGAUGCAUACAACACUCUGGCACGCGCACCGAAAGAUGAGUUAAUGGAGGAGCUAAUCAAACUGCUGGCCACAUUAGAGAAAGAAAGCGAAAAUGGUAAAACCAUUGAUGCGAAAACAUGGGACGAAAUCACUGGUGGUAAAUGGCUCGGUCCCCUGCCAAUGAAAAAGGGUAGGAUGCUGCAAUUAGCUGAAAAUAAUCACGACCAUUUUCUUCCCCACGCAAAGGACGCUUACCUGACUGGCCAUCAGCUGGCGAUUGACAAAGCACGGGAGGCUGGUUAUUAUCGCUUGGGUGAUGAAGAUGAGCACAAGAGGCUUCUUCACGAAGCAUUUUCACUGGAGGCGUUUGCUUGCCAUUUCCUUACUGACAGCUUCGCAAGUGGACACAUAAGGACACCGAGAGUUGAAUUGGGCAAUGGAACUACCUCUACCAAAGUUGGCAAUUUGCUUUGUAAGUACAUGCACGAUGAAGAUAACAAGUAUGGGCUGCGUGUCACAAACAAGAGAGGAGACAAGUGGAUUGCAUAUGGCGAUGGAAGGCUUCUUCAUGAAGAGAGCAGGGAUAAUCUAAAGAUUGUAGCAGAUGCUGUUCAGAAAUCAGUUGAUCAAGUGUACGACGCUUACACAAACCCCAGCAAAACUCUUGACCAUGCUGUGGUGACCGACCUGAUACCAUUUGUUGACCAAGAUGAAAGAAACAACUCUCCCUUGUUCCAAGUGAAAGAUGGAGAGCUGCACAGGAGAUCAGACAUCAGUGAUCUUCAGGACAAAAAGACUGUGACCAACUGGUGGGGGCUAACAACAGCAUUUAUGCUAUGGAAUUACAAACCAGAAAACUCUGCGAUUUAGACAUGCAGUUUUUCUUAGUGAUUAGUGAACUUGGCAAUAAGUUGCUGGAAUGUUUGUUCCCAGUUUUCAUGUCUUCUAAUUGCUUUAGUAACUCAUUUUAAGGAUUACAUUUGCAAAAAACAAGCAAUCUAGCCCGUUAUCAUGAUAGGGUCGAUUCUUUUAGGAAAGAGGACCCAGGAACCUCACCGUGUUCAGUAUUCACGGGAGAUUACACUGAUUACAUUGAUCAUAGUAGUAAUAAUAUCAAGAAGUGAUUUUGGAGUUCUAUAAAUUGUGUGAGUACAACCAAGCAAUUGACUGCAUAGUCAUGUUAUAAAACCGGUUUUUUUCCUAUUCUCGGGUGUCAUGACGUGAGUUGAACAAUUACGAUUUUGAAGAUAGCGUGUGUAUGUGUGUGUGUAGAUUAUACAAUUAUCAUUUUAUUUUUCUGAGGCCACUUAUCAAUGGUGGUAGUCUAUUUUGUAAGAUAUCUAAGUUUCUUUAGCUUUUGAAUUGUUAAAAUGUAAAGAAAGGUUAAAAGGAACGAUUCACAGUUGCAGUUAUUUACCCAGUGAAUGAAUGAUAACAUUUUGCUCAACCAUUAAAGUAUUAA
Messenger RNA from Pocillopora verrucosa, 1639 nucleotides. RefSeq lists its product as uncharacterized. NCBI's taxonomy places the organism in Eukaryota, Metazoa, Cnidaria, Anthozoa, Scleractinia, Pocilloporidae. The record is from RefSeq and is a predicted model, not a curated record.